Molecule: messenger RNA, 615 nt
Organism: Hibiscus syriacus
Lineage: Eukaryota; Viridiplantae; Streptophyta; Magnoliopsida; Malvales; Malvaceae
Product: scopoletin 8-hydroxylase-like
Exons: 2
Coding region: 1-615 (204 amino acids)
Molecular function (GO): dioxygenase activity
Source: RefSeq, a predicted model, not a curated record
AUGGCUCCAUGUUUUGAUAAUCAAAGCUCCCUUUUUAAUUUUGUUGUCCGAGAUGGCAACGGCGUCAAAGGGACAGUGGAUUCUAGCAUUUCAAAGGUACCCUGGGCUUACAUUCAGCCACCAGCCGAGCAAAUUAAUAAGAACAAUGCCACCAAAUGUGAGAUUCUACCCAUUGAUUUGUUGAGCCUUGAUGGUCCUGACCAUGAUGAAGUGGUGAAUCAAAUUGUUAGAGCUGCUGAGACUCUUGGGUUCUUCCAAGUUAUCAACCGUGGAGUUCCUGAAGACGUUGACAUGGAAAAGAAGGGAGAGUGGGUAGAGAUUCCCCCUGUUCCCGGAGCCUUAGUCAUCAAUGUCGGUGAUAUGUUACAGAUAUGGAGUAAUGGAAGAUACAAAAGUGCAGAAUAUAGGGUCCGCACCACAAGCACAAAAUCUCGAGUGUCAAUACCAAUAUUUGUAAGUCCACAAGGAACACAAAAGAUCGCACCAUUGCCUCAAGUAGUGGAGAAAGAUGGAGUGGCUCGUUACAGAGAAUUAGUGUUUUCAGAUUACAUGAACUGCUUCUUUGGGAAUGCUCAUGACGGAAAGAAAUCCCUUGGGUUUGCUAAAACCAACUGA